Molecule: messenger RNA, 2251 nt
Organism: Lagenorhynchus albirostris (white-beaked dolphin)
Lineage: Eukaryota; Metazoa; Chordata; Mammalia; Artiodactyla; Delphinidae
Gene: KCTD15
Product: potassium channel tetramerization domain containing 15
Exons: 5
Coding region: 13-864 (283 amino acids)
Biological process (GO): protein homooligomerization
Molecular function (GO): protein binding
Source: RefSeq, a predicted model, not a curated record
AUGGAAGCCUAGAUGCCUCACCGCAAGGAGCGGCCGAGCGGGUCCUCGCUUCACGCCCACGGCAGCACUGGCCCCGCGGAGGGAGGAAGCAUGUCUCGGUUGUCUCUCACCCGGUCGCCUGUGUCUCCCCUGGCCGCCCAGGGGAUCCCACUGCCAGCCCAGCUCACUAAGUCCAACGCGCCUGUGCACAUCGACGUGGGCGGCCACAUGUACACCAGCAGCCUGGCCACGCUCACCAAGUACCCUGACUCCAGAAUAAGCCGCCUCUUCAAUGGCACCGAGCCCAUCGUCCUGGACAGUUUGAAGCAACAUUAUUUCAUCGACCGGGAUGGGGAGAUUUUCCGCUAUGUCCUGAGCUUCCUGCGGACGUCGAAACUGCUGCUCCCAGAUGACUUCAAGGACUUCAGCCUGCUGUACGAGGAGGCGCGCUACUACCAGCUGCAGCCCAUGGUGCGCGAGCUGGAGCGCUGGCAGCAGGAGCAGGCGCAGCGGCGCCGCAGCCGGGCCUGCGACUGCCUGGUGGUGCGGGUCACGCCGGACCUGGGUGAGCGGAUCGCGCUCAGCGGCGAGAAGGCUCUCAUCGAGGAGGUCUUCCCCGAGACCGGGGACGUCAUGUGCAACUCGGUCAACGCCGGCUGGAACCAGGACCCCACGCACGUCAUCCGCUUCCCGCUCAACGGCUACUGCCGGCUCAACUCGGUGCAGGUCCUGGAGAGGCUGUUCCAGAGGGGUUUCAGCAUGGCUGCGUCCUGCGGGGGUGGCGUGGACUCGUCCCAGUUCAGUGAAUAUGUGCUUUGCCGGGAGGAGCGGCGACCACAGCCCACGCCCACUGCUGUCCGAAUAAAGCAGGAGCCCCUGGACUAGGCCCUGCCUCAGUGCCCACCUGAGGCCUUUGGGCCCUGGGGACACCCCAGGGACCAGGAAACAGUGCUGGGGAGUUCUGCCUAUGCCUGCUUAGCGGUGGCCAUGAGACUGAGGGUGGGGCUGGAGGGUCCAAAGCCUGCCCAGAGAGCCCCAAGGCCCCAUGUGUCAUGGCAACAGAAUGUGGGAUGCUGGAGGCAUGUCCACUGAAGGACUGUUGAUGUGACCCAAAGAUGCCGAGGUGGGAGAACUCGGCCACCAGUUGUCUGGGCCCCUCAGCUCCCAGUCCGGUCCUCGGGGCUCUACAUGUGCCAAGGCAGGGUCAGCAGAGGCCUCCCCAGUGCACGCCGAGGAGCUGUCCAUCCUUCACCACACGGCAGACUCCAGUGGGUCUCCUUGCGUCAGAGAUGGCUUAUUUUUCUACAGUAUUUAAGACGGAAGUAACUGUAAGUGCACAAGUCAGAGAGGCCGACAAGGACCAAUGCUUCUUUAUCUGGUGCUCAGCUCAGUCGGACGCGCAGCAUGUCUGCAUGGGGGGUGGAAGAGCUGCUGGACACUCGGGCCCAGGUGCCCGCAGAGCAGGGCUUGGAAACUUCUGGUUCCUGCUCUAGGAGCAGAUGCAGGGAUGGCAGUGCCACAGGGGCUGAAACUGGGCUCCCACGGGGUGGGGCUGCUGGGAGGAGGGUGGUAAGGGUGUGGGGGAUGGAUAGCUGUGGAGCCACUUGAGACCCUACCUUUGCUGCCACCUGGGGCACAGGCCACACUUGAGAGCCACCUGACCAACUAAUGCCCAGGGCCUUCGAUUCCUGUCUAUGCGUGCGCACACCUGGGCUCCCAUAGAAGUCAUCUCCCCAUCGGGACCAGCCAUGGGGCCACACCACAUCCUUACCUCAGGAAUGGGCCCCACGGUGAAGGGGCCCAUCUGUCAGCAGCAUCCUCUGGGUCCCCAGCUCAGGAAGCCGUCCCCCACUCUGAUUUUCCCACACUCAUAUGCACACUGAAUUUUAAUUAGACUGUUACACUAGCUUGCCAGUAAGACCCGGACAGAGUCAUACCUUGGGUUCUUGGCCCCGGAUUCCAACGAGGACUGCCUCUGAGGGGUCCUCACAGACCUGCUGCCUCUCAGAUGACAGGCCCAAAGAUGGAUACCACCUGCCUUGUCACACACAGUUCCCCUCCCCUCCCCUCCCGGCUCUUUCCCAGGUUGGAGAAACCGCAGAGAACUGCUGGGUGGGCGGGGCGUCCUGGCCAGCACUGCCCCUUGUACGAUGCCUGUAGACUUGUAUAUGACUCCUUUAAUAUUGUAAAGAUGCUGAUGUACAAUUGUUGCGUGUUUGUGUAAACACAUUAUGUUCCUAGUUCAUGCCAUAAAUGAUGCUAUAAAGCGAAA